CUUUCACGCUUUCUUGUCGCAAUUCACUCUCCUUGAUUGGUUCACAUUUUGGUUAGAAAUGUUCUCGCUCGCACGCACUGCUUUCCGUAUCAGAGCGCCGGUCCAGCGGACGAUGGCCACAGCAGCGGUGUCGUCGCGGCUGGAGCGGUCGCGGCCGGCCAAGACACAUACAGAGUACAAAAAGCCGUUCUCCGCGCGCAAGCAGUUCCUGUUUGGCGAGUACGAGGCUCAUUUCCACCACAACCUGAGCGGAUCAGAGCAGGCGGCGCAGCGGCGUGAUCUGAAGCUGAACGCGCAGGGAGCGAAGCUGAUGAUUGUGCGGUCACGCAUGGUUCAGGCUGUGCUGCGCGACACUGCGUACGCCAACCUCACGAGUCUGUUCUCGGGCCCGUCGGCAAUUGUGUACUGGCAGAAGGACGCCAUGGCUGAGGACUUCGAUCCGGUGCUGGCGAUGCGGCAGGCGAUGGAGAUUACGGGCCAGCAGCGCAAGAUGGACUUUGUCAAUAUGCCAAACAUCGACCAGUUGCGCGCCCAGAUCAUCGGCGUUGUGCAGUCGCCGUCGCAGCAGCUGGCGUCGCUGCUCCAGCGCAUCCCGCAGCGGCUUGCUGGUGUGCUGAAACAGCGGGCUGAUGGCGAGUCCCAGGAGGCAAAGUAA
Linderina pennispora is the source of this 655-nucleotide messenger RNA. RefSeq lists its product as uncharacterized. Gene Ontology annotation, cellular component: mitochondrial large ribosomal subunit. Gene Ontology annotation, molecular function: structural constituent of ribosome. Lineage: Eukaryota; Fungi; Kickxellomycota; Kickxellomycetes; Kickxellales; Kickxellaceae. Gene Ontology annotation, biological process: translation. The transcript has 3 exons. Bases 59 to 655 code for a protein of 198 amino acids. The record is from RefSeq and is a predicted model, not a curated record.